This is a messenger RNA of Pygocentrus nattereri (red-bellied piranha), 1691 nucleotides long. Its product is annotated as myeloid protein 1-like. The record is from RefSeq and is a predicted model, not a curated record. The transcript has 6 exons. NCBI's taxonomy places the organism in Eukaryota, Metazoa, Chordata, Actinopteri, Characiformes, Serrasalmidae. The coding region runs from base 104 to 811 and encodes 235 amino acids.
UUGGACUACAGUAUGCUUGAGCCUGCACACUGUAUCCUCUGUUAGACCCUCAAACCCAACUCACAGCUUCACACAGUGGCAUUUCCGUCUUUGGGCUUACAAGAUGUUGAAAUUCCCUCUGGCUGUCACUCUCACGGCGUGCUUGUUGCUAUUUGGAGUUGCUGCUCAAAAUCCGAAGAACAAGGCAGAAAGAAAAGGGAUUCUGAAAGCCGAAAAGGGGAAAAGGGCCAUAAACAACCGACCAAGCGAAGCACGCAGGAACAGCAGUGAGAUAAACAGGCUGCCUAGAAACGAGCCGGGCUGUACUAGCAUCGGAGGAAUCUGCCAGAAACGCAGCUACAUCUGCCAGGGGAGGUACCUAAAGGACAAAUGUUCAGGAGGGAAGACACGCCAGUGCUGCAUACCAGCAGCCGCCUGGGACGUCCUAUGCGCCGGCACUCAUCACAACAGGGUGCGGGCGUGUGACAGGUUCGGAUGUGGCGGCUUUAACGCCAGAAGUGAGGGCGCUAUACACAAGGCUGUGGAUGUAGUGUGUGAUGAUUAUGGCAUCAUCACUGCUCCUUUCUCUGGAAAUCUGGGAGGUCCUGUUGGGAGGAAAGCUGGCCACAUCUUUCACUAUGAUGGCAUCAAGCUCUCUAACUCUGUGCACUGUGUGAAAAUCUUCAAUGUCCGGCCUUAUCGCUACACAGGGCCCAUUGGUCAGGGCCAGGCUUUGGGCUAUCUCCUUCCACUCCAGGAGACUUUCUCAGGCAUCACCUCCCAUGUGGAACUGCAGAUGUGCGACCAGUCUGACCCCACACCGUUCAUCUGAAACCAGACAUCUCCACUACUAACAUACUAACAGUUCAGCUUUAGGUUGGCUGUGAAGGCCGUGGCAUAUGAUUAAUAUUAUUUUCAUACUCAUCCAACCAUUUAGCCACUCUGCAUGCUGUGUGGAUGGUGAUGUUGUCAUCCCGGAAGAGUCCACUCCCAUGAAGAUAGAUAUGUUUAAUAGAAUAAAUGUAACUUUGUAUUAAUUUGGUGAGAGCAGUCCCUCCAAAGGGACAAGUGGACCCAAGCUAUGCCAGCAAAAUGCCCCCUCACAGCAUAACAGAGCCCACUGAGUGUAGGGGUCAAGCAUUCACUCACCCAGCGGAGGAGGAUGGCUCAUCAAACUGAAUCACUGUUUUCCACAUCUCUGUAGAUUAAUGCCUGUGGUUCUUAUACCACAACUUUCAAACCUGAGUUUGCCUUCAUAAUGAGAGCUUUCUGGACUGGAGCCCAUUGUAGAUGUGGAGGGGCUGCUCCCUGCUCCUACUAACUGCCAGUCUCUGUGACUGAAGGUCCUGAUAUCCAUGCCCUGAUAAUGAACCCUCUUUCAAAGUCACUUUUCCCCUUGAUACACGAUCAUGGUCACUUGGGCCUGCUUAGCAUUUUUCCACAUGGCACAGAUUGUGGUAGGAUGUUAAUUGCUUAAUUGGAAGUCUGUAAACCCGUCUGGAUGUGCCAGCGCUUGUUAUGUUUCUCCACUCGUGCAUUCAGGUUUCUCCUUUCAUCCGUCAGCUGUCUGGGUAUGUAAUGUGGGUAGAUGUAGGCAUGGAUGAAAGGUCGUCUGUUUAAAGGAUUUCUGCCUUUCUCUGUAUCCAACUGUUGUAGGGCUAUUGCUUUUCAGCUUUAUGUUUACUUAUGUACACGCAUGCAUAUCAAUCUAC